Ostrinia furnacalis (Asian corn borer) is the source of this 2828-nucleotide messenger RNA. It is a transcript of the gene Zn72D, whose product is annotated as Zinc-finger protein 72D. Gene Ontology annotation, molecular function: double-stranded RNA binding; zinc ion binding; single-stranded RNA binding. The coding region runs from base 50 to 2764 and encodes 904 amino acids. Gene Ontology annotation, cellular component: precatalytic spliceosome. Lineage: Eukaryota; Metazoa; Arthropoda; Insecta; Lepidoptera; Crambidae. The record is from RefSeq and is a predicted model, not a curated record. The transcript has 22 exons.
GUCUUUUCCGCCCUGAAGCGUCUGUUGUUUCAACGCGGAAAAUUGGUAAAUGAUGGCAGCAAAUAAUUAUUUUGGGUUUACUCAUGGAGGAACCCAAUACGGCGCGGCAACCGCUGGAGCAGCAUACGGUGGGCAAACAGGCUACGCGGUAGCCCCUGCGGCGACAGCCGCAACUUACGGAACUCAGCGCGCCGCUGCUACAGGUUACGAUACUGCGUAUCAAGCCGCGGCCGCCACUCAAGCAGCGGCUCACGCGCACGCGCACGCGGCGGCGGCGGCGGCGUCCGCCUACGACGCGUCCAAGUCGGCGUACUACCAGCAGGCCGCCGCCGCCUACCCCGCCGCGCCGCCGCAGCAGCCCGCCUACGACACCGGCGCCAAGCCCGCCUACUCCACGCCCGCUACCUACGCUCAGGUGCAUACGCAGGGCGGAGCGCGGGCCGGGGGCGGCGCGAAGGCCUACGGCGGCGUGUAUACGCACACGCAUUCUCACGCGCACACCGCUACCACUCCCGCCACUACCUAUCCCGCGCAGCCUUACUCGGCGCCCGCUACGCAGACCGCUAAACAGACUACAAACCGCGGGAACACAGCGUACGACACGGCGCUGUACAACGCAGCAACCAUGUACGUUGCGCAGCAGAAUAAGACCGGUGGCGGAGGGAGCGGCUGGAAGAACUACAACAAGAGCGGCGUGGGCGCCGGCCAGCAGCGCCGGCCCAAGCCGCCGCCCAAGGCGCAGCAGCUGCACUACUGCGACGUGUGCCGCAUCUCCUGCGCUGGCCCGCAAACGUACAAGGAGCACCUGGAAGGCCAGAAGCACAAGAAGAAGGAAGCGGCCGUCAAACUAGCCGCAGCGGGCGCGGCGGCGGCGGGCGGGCGCGCGGCCGGCGCUUCAGCGCUUCGCUGCGAGCUGUGUGACGUCACGUGCACGGGCGCCGACGCGUACGCAGCGCACGUGCGCGGCAUCAAGCACCAGAAGGUCGUCAAGCUGCACACCAUGCUCGGCAAGCCCAUACCCUCCACGGAGCCCACCAAGCUCGGCGCUAAAAACACGGUCGCGGGGACGACCGGGAUUGCGUUCGUGGCGUCUGGGGGGCUCAGUACGGUGGCGCGCGCAGGCGACGACGAGCACGACGAGCCCGAGCCCGAGCCCGAGGUGCAGCCCGUGGGGCAGGACUACAUCGAGGAGGUGCGCGGCGACGACGGCAAGGCGCUCUCCUUCAACUGCAAGCUCUGCGACUGCAAGUUCAACGACCCCAACGCCAAGGAGAUGCACAUGAAGGGCCGCCGCCACCGCCUGCAGUACAAGAAGAAGGUGCAACCGGACCUGGAGGUGAAGGUGAAGCCGUCGAUGCACCAGCGCAAGCUGGCGGAGGCCAAGGCGCAGCGCAUGAUGGUGCGCGACGAGCUGUGGGCGCGCCGCCGCAUGCACGACGGCAUGGAGGAGGAGGAGCGCGGCUACUGGGACGGCGGCGCCGAGCCCUGGUGGCCGCGCGGCCCGCUGCCGCCGCACCACCACCACCACCACCACCACGGCAUGGGCAUGCCUUACGGGCCAGUGGGCAGGCGGCCGGAGACGUCGGACGACCGCCACGUGCUGGCCAAGCACGCCGACAUCUACCCGCCGGAGCCGCAGCUGCAGGACAUCCAGCGUGCCGUGUCGCACACCGAGAAGGCGCUCAAGUCGCUCUCCGACGCGCUCGCCGACCAGGCCAAGCCCAAGGCCCAGACACCUGCCAAAGCCCAGGUCAAGACCGAAGAGAAGAAAGAUGACAAGCCCGAAGGAAAAGAAGACGGCCGCGAUAACCAAUUGUUCUCGUUCAUGGGCGAGGGCGAGGGCGCGGGCGCUUCCGAGGGCGGGCGCGCGCUGAAGGGCGUGAUGCGCGUCGGGCUGCUGGCCAAGGGGCUGCUGCUGGCCGGCGACGCGCGCGUGCGCCUCGUGGUGCUGUGCCACGCGCGCCCCACCGUCACGCUGCUCAAGCGCGUCGCCGCCGACCUGCCGCUCCACCUGCAGCGCGCCAGGGGCCCCGGCGAGGAGCCGAAGUACAAGGUGGAGCUGCUCCCGGCCGAGGGCGCCGUGCAAGUGUCGGACGGCACCGUGAGCGUGCUGGUGUCGCUGACGUCAGCCGUCAUGCGCGAGCCCGCAGAGGGCGGCGACAUAAAGCGAGACGACAAGGAUGUGCUACCGCGGCAGAAGUGUUUGGACGCGUUGGCCGCCCUUCGGCACGCCAAGUGGUUCCAGGCUAGGGCGGCCACGCUGCAGUCGUGCGUGAUCAUCAUUCGCGUCAUGCGGGACCUGUGCCGCCGGAUACCCAACUGGACGCCGCUCAACCCAUACGCGAUGGAGCUGCUGGUGGCGGGCGUGCUGUCGUCUGCGGGCGCGGCGCUGUCGGCGGGCGAGGCGCUGCGCCGCGUCAUGGAGGCCGUGGCGGGCGGCCUGCUGCUGGAGCACGGGCCCGGCCUGCGCGACCCCUGCGAGAAGGAGCUCGUGGAUGCUAUUGGUAACUUGCCACCACAGAAGCGUGAAGACUUAACUGCGUCUGCACAACAAUUCCUGAGACAAAUUGCUUUCAGGCAAAUUCACAAGGUGUUGGACAUGGAGCCGCUGCCGAAGCUGAAGCACGCGGCGGGCGGCUGGAAGUUCCCGCGCAAGCGCCGCCGCUCCAACACCGACCCUGACCCAGACACGCCCAAUGGCGAAGGCAAGGUGGUGAAGACGGAAGAGAAGAUGGACGCCACGGACUCAAGCGGCAAGAAGUAACGCGGCGAGCGAGCGCCCGCGCCGCCGCCGCGCCCGUCGCGCUUCAUACACCACUAUUUAUUCA